AUGGGCCGCCGACCAGACUCCGAAAAAGUCUACAUCCUCAUGUGCACGUCACCCAACGAGUCCCUGACUACCAGCGUCCUCUCCGUCUUUGCCGCGCUCCAGGACGCGAAUGAGGAGUGUCUCCGUCAAGCCCGCGCCGCAGGCGUCGAGUUGACGAAUGAGUCGAGCACGUCGGGGCCGGAGAAGGACACCAUCGGCCCCGUGGAGCCGGUGAGAUGGGAUACGGUGGACGGGGUGAGCUGCUGGGUGGAGGCGUUUGAUGUGAAACCGCAGCGCAUCGAGCCGUCAGUGUUACAAUAG
This is a messenger RNA of Emericellopsis cladophorae, 300 nucleotides long. RefSeq lists its product as uncharacterized. The record is from RefSeq and is a predicted model, not a curated record. Bases 1 to 300 code for a protein of 99 amino acids. NCBI's taxonomy places the organism in Eukaryota, Fungi, Ascomycota, Sordariomycetes, Hypocreales, Bionectriaceae. The transcript has a single exon.